CGCCCGCGAAGACCGAUGUCAAUGUGGCGCUUCUCCCGCCCGCUCCUCCGCGCCGCCGCCAGCGCGGGCGCCCCGGCCGCCGCGCCGCCGCGCGCGCGGGCCGCCGCCUCCGCCGCGGCGUGCUGGCUGCCCCCGCCGCCGCAGCAGCCGCCGUGCGGCCUCUUCCAGCAGCGGUUCCGCUUCGCGUCGCUGCCGGCGGCGGAGGCGGCCGCGGGGAGGGACCCGGAGGCCGAGGUGACGGCGGAGGAGGCGAGGCGGCUCAUGCGGAUGGCCAACGUGGAGGCGCUCAAGCGGCGGCUCGGGGACGGCGAGGUGAUCCCCUACGCGGAGCUGCUGCGCAAGUGCGAGGAGGCCGGCGCCGCCCGCACCCGCGCCGAGGCCACCGCGCUCGCCGGCGCGCUCGACGAGGCCGGCGUCGUGCUCCUCUUCCGCGACAAGGUCUACCUCCAGCCCGACAAGAUUGUGGAUCUUGUAAGAAAAGCUAUGCCCCUUGCACUGACACCUGAGGAUGACCCAAGAAAGGAAGAGCUCAAGCAACUCCAGACACAUUUGGAAGAAAUCAACAAGCUCGCACACAAGCAAGUCCGGCGUAUCCUCUGGUCUGGGCUAGGGUUCCUGAUCACACAGGUCGGGCUCUUCUUCAGGCUGACCUUCUGGGAGUUCUCGUGGGACGUCAUGGAGCCCAUCACAUUCUUCACAACUGCGACGGGCCUGGUUGUCGGGUACGCCUACUUCCUCAUCACAUCAAGGGAUCCGACGUACCGAGACUUCAUGGAGAGGAUGUUCCAGUCCCGGCAGAGGAAGUUGAUCCAGAGGCAGAAGUUCAACCUGGACAGGUACCUGGAGCUCCAGAGGUGCUGCAAGGAUCCUCUGGAGAAGAUCUGCGGCACAAGCCAUUUCUCCAACGCCGACAUCGCUCAUCUCCAUGAGCUGUCUGUCCACAAGUGACAGACGGCCCUCCCGUCGCUCUAAAACACUAAUCUACAGUGCCCCCUUUCAUCUUUGAUUCUCGUGGGAUGAUGAUGAUGAAGAAAGUAUUAACAAACCGGAUGUUUCUUGCGCUUGCGAGGUAGACCUUUGGCAAAACCUUUUUCGUGGUCUCUCUCAUAUGCAAAUGUCUAGGCCAGCAACCCAGUAUAGCUAUCUCUCUCUUUUGUACAUUGCUGAAGCAGAAGCACUUGAUCUUGAUGCUUGUACUGCUCGUGUGUAUGAACUUACCAUGAGCUGUAUAACCCUGCAGCCGCUGCUAAUCAACCGUGUUAUGGGAUUCAGUAGUUCUUACUUAA
Molecule: messenger RNA, 1286 nt
Organism: Aegilops tauschii subsp. strangulata
Lineage: Eukaryota; Viridiplantae; Streptophyta; Magnoliopsida; Poales; Poaceae
Product: calcium uniporter protein 6, mitochondrial
Biological process (GO): mitochondrial calcium ion homeostasis; calcium import into the mitochondrion
Cellular component (GO): uniplex complex
Molecular function (GO): uniporter activity; calcium channel activity
Source: RefSeq, a predicted model, not a curated record